Molecule: messenger RNA, 576 nt
Organism: Megalops cyprinoides (Indo-Pacific tarpon)
Lineage: Eukaryota; Metazoa; Chordata; Actinopteri; Elopiformes; Megalopidae
Product: caveolin-2-like
Exons: 3
Coding region: 62-550 (162 amino acids)
Biological process (GO): caveola assembly; insulin receptor signaling pathway; positive regulation of MAPK cascade
Cellular component (GO): caveola; perinuclear region of cytoplasm; cytoplasmic vesicle
Molecular function (GO): molecular adaptor activity; protein kinase binding
Source: RefSeq, a predicted model, not a curated record
AGUUACCAAGAGCGCUGCUACGCACAGGUCCCUCAGUAGCGUUGCUUUCAGCGAACCGAAAAUGGGACUGGAGAACGAGAAAUCCGAGACCACUGUUAUCCUGGACGAAGACGAGUUCAACAGAUCGAUCGAUCCGAUUCUUAACCAGAAAGAGAAAGUUUUCACGGCGACUCCGGACAGAGAUCCCCACGAUAUAAACGGACAAUUGAAGGUUGGUUUCGAGGAUGUCAUCGCCGAGCCCAGCACGACUCACAGCUUUGACAAAGUGUGGAUCGGAAGUCACGCAGUGUUUGAGCUGGCUAAAUUUGUGUUCUACCGGCUGCUGACCACGUUACUCGCUGUACCAAUGUCUUUUGUAGCCGGCAUUGUCUUCGCGGUCCUCAGCUGUGUCCAUAUCUGGGUGGUGAUGCCCGUGGUCCAGACCUGCAUGGUGGCCUUGCCCUCCAUCCAGACCAUCUGGAGAAGCCUGAUGGACACCUUCGUGGCUCCGCUCUUCCUCAGCGCGGGCAGGUGUCUGUCCGCCGUCAACGUCAAGGGCGUGCACGACUGAGACACCGCUGCCUCCGCCGUCACCCC